AACUGUGUUGAAUUCUCAUCCAUCGCAAUGAGCAACAGAUUCCUGGGCACCUGGAAACUCGUCUCCAGUGAGAACUUUGAUGAUUACAUGAAAGCUCUGGGUGUGGGGUUAGCCACCAGAAAACUGGGAAACUUGGCCAAACCCCGAGUGAUCAUCAGCAAGAAAGGGGAUAUUAUAACUAUAAGAACCGAAAGUACGUUUAAAAAUACAGAGAUCUCCUUCAAGUUAGGCCAAGAGUUUGAAGAAACCACAGCUGACAACAGGAAAACAAAGAGCACUGUAACCUUGUCAAGAGGCUCAUUGAAUCAAGUGCAGAAAUGGGAUGACAAAGAGACAACAAUAAAAAGAAAGUUGGUGGAUGGGAAAAUGGUAGUGGAAUGUAAAAUGAAGGGCGUGGUCUGCACCAGAAUUUAUGAGAAGGUCUGA
Lynx canadensis (Canada lynx) is the source of this 426-nucleotide messenger RNA. Its product is annotated as myelin P2 protein. Gene Ontology annotation, molecular function: fatty acid binding. The coding region runs from base 28 to 426 and encodes 132 amino acids. The record is from RefSeq and is a predicted model, not a curated record. Lineage: Eukaryota; Metazoa; Chordata; Mammalia; Carnivora; Felidae. Gene Ontology annotation, biological process: fatty acid transport; membrane organization. Gene Ontology annotation, cellular component: myelin sheath; cytosol; nucleus. The transcript has 4 exons.